GUGCCAGAGUUGAAUAUUAAAAAAAAAUCUACAGAUACAUUGAAAAAUGAACAAAGUAAUCAUCGUGAACAAUUUGAUCAAGGGAAACUUGUCAUUAUGAUUAAGCAAUGGAUAAUUAAACACAAUCGACCAUUUUUUUUGGUUGAAGACGAUGGAUUCAAAUUAAUAAUUUCGUAUUUAGAACCUGAAGCAAAAGUACCCUCCGCUGAUUCAAUAAAGAGGCAUCUAAUGAAUGUUUUUGAAUAUGAACGUGGGAUAAUCCAAAAAAAAUUACAAGAAGUUCCAGGAGGUGUCUCAUUAACAACCGAUAUAUGGACAACAAGCACAUAUGAAAAAUCAUUUAUGGCGAUUACAAUUCAUUUUUUAGACAGUUCAUGGCAUAUGAAACAUUUAUUGUUAGAUUUCGUUCACAUGGAUGGAGCACAUACUGGUGCAGCAAUCUCGAAUUCAUUUGAAGAAUGUCUUCAAUCGAUGGGUGUGAUUUCUAAGCUAGUUGCAAUUACACAUGAUAAUGCAUCAUCCAAUAUUACAUUUUUAAGUAUAUUUUCAAACUCUGUAAGACAAAAUGGGAUACAAUUUGAUGACACGCAACAAUCAAUUCGAUGUUUCGGUCAUAUUUUAAAUCUCGCAAUGCAAAGUUUGCUUGGGCAUAUAGGCAAUGAGGUUGAAAAGUUGCGAACAUUAAUUAAAAGCAUUAGAGGUUCACGAAUACUUCGCAAAAAGUUUAAAAUAGCAUGUCAAAUCAAUAAUAUAAAUGUACUGAAACCAAUUCUUGAUACUACUACCAG
Messenger RNA from Cetraspora pellucida, 788 nucleotides. The record is from the annotation of a GenBank genome assembly. Lineage: Eukaryota; Fungi; Glomeromycota; Glomeromycetes; Diversisporales; Gigasporaceae.